This is a messenger RNA of Helianthus annuus (common sunflower), 1298 nucleotides long. Its product is annotated as tabersonine-19-hydroxy-O-acetyltransferase. The transcript has a single exon. NCBI's taxonomy places the organism in Eukaryota, Viridiplantae, Streptophyta, Magnoliopsida, Asterales, Asteraceae. The record is from RefSeq and is a predicted model, not a curated record. Bases 48 to 1268 code for a protein of 406 amino acids.
UCCCAUAUUCAUAUGACAUUAUGACAACUUGAAUCUUUUUGUAAAUAAUGAAGAUCAUAUCUCAACAAACCAUUAAACCAUCCUCCCCAACACCUUCUGACCUCAAAACUCAUGUCCUCUCAUUGCUCGAUAACUAUAUGCCACAUGCACCGGUGCCAUUUAUUUUCUUCUACAAAAAUUACAACAAUGGUGACAUCAACAUCCUCAAGAAGUCACUAUCAAGGUGUUUGACACAAUACUACCCAUUCGCAGGUAGGAUCUUAAGUCCUUUCGCGGGUCACAUCGAUUGUAACGAUGAAGGGGUUGAGUUCUUGGAAGCUUCCCAUGAUAGUCGGCUUGAUGACUACAUUCGCAAGGAAGCAAAUCACGAAAGCCUACGCGAACUACAUCCUAAUGUUAGCAUAACUAACAUGGUCGCGGUCCAAUUGAACCAUUUCACUGGUGGUGGAGCCGCAGUAGCUGUGUCCAUAUCGCACAAGCUCGUUGAUGGUUUCACAAUGGCCACCUUCAUUAAUCAAUGGGCCAAGGUUACACGCGGUGGAUCAUCAUUCAAACCAUAUUUCCUUACACCACCUACAAGUUAUAAUAAUGUUGAACUACCUAAAGUCACUAUUUCACAUGAAGCUAAGCAUGUAACAAAGAGUUUUGUAUUUCCUAAUUCAAAAAUAAAUGUGCUCAAGGAGAAGGUUAUGAACUCCAUGGGCAUCACACUAUCCCGAGUUGAGGUAUUGACAUCUUUAUUAUUCAAAUGCUCGGUUGAUGCGGCCACAACCAAGUCAGGGCUUUUUAAGCCAUCAAUCUUGGUUCAUCCGAUCAACAUGCGAAACAAAAUCUUUAAGAAUGAUCCUGAAAAGGCAGCAGGCAACAUACUUUCAUCGGUGGUCGUAAAGAUGGAUGAUUCACGCAAAAUCACGCUAAACGAGGUGGUUGCUAAGUUAAGGAGAGGGAAAAUGGAAGCUAGAGAAAUUAGAGAUGUGCAAGAGAUAGGUGAAAAAUAUGCAAGCAUGGUGCCAAUGUUGAUAGGUGAUCCUAGUGUACAAGUAUAUUGGACUACAAGCUUUUGUUGGUUCCCUCUUUAUGAAGUGGAUUUUGGAUGGGGUAGACCAGUACAAGUGAAAUAUGUAAUUCCGGAGGUGAAUCUUGUCUUAAUGGACACUCCGGAUAAAGUUGGUAUUGAAGCAACAAUACGCCUUCCAGAAGAAGAAAUGUUGAUCCUUCAACAGGACAAAGAGCUUCUUGCUUUUAUUGAUAUAAAAUCUAAAGUGUAAUUUGAUCAUAUUAAAAAAGAUAAAUAAAAC